This is a messenger RNA of Nematostella vectensis (starlet sea anemone), 2635 nucleotides long. RefSeq names its product peroxisomal membrane protein PEX16. The record is from RefSeq and is a predicted model, not a curated record. The transcript has a single exon. Lineage: Eukaryota; Metazoa; Cnidaria; Anthozoa; Actiniaria; Edwardsiidae. The coding region runs from base 146 to 1252 and encodes 368 amino acids. Gene Ontology annotation, biological process: peroxisome organization. Gene Ontology annotation, cellular component: peroxisomal membrane.
CAUCCCUCUUCAUUGAACCUUUUACUUAUAUGUCUAUUUUCUUAUUUAGUUUUUAAAGAAAGUAAAGGCAACUUUUUUUUUACAUUUUUACAUCAAGUUAACAUCCCAGAGAUCAUUGCGAGAUUGCAAAAUUCUUAGAACCAAAAUGGCGGAAUCCUCGAGGUUUUGGUUUGACUUCCAAACGCUUACCAAAGACGCUUUAAAGACAUGCAUGGCAAGAUGGGAACACGUCCAGACGAAGUACAAGGACUACAUUCUACAGAACCCAGAAAUUGCAUCAAAAAUGGAAGGAAUGUUGCGACUUUUGUCUUACGUCUUGCCUGGAAGAUUCGGAGCGUCAGAUGCAUUAUCGGAACUCCUAUACUCUGCUUCGCAGCUUCUCUCACUAAUGCACGAUGGCGUUUUCCGAAUGGGCAAGGGCAUCCCAGAUUACAGAGAGGGGGACCAAGGCAAUCAGCUUGUUUUAUGGCUAACGAUUAUUGAAUAUCUGGAGGUCUUUAUCGAGCUAGGUGCUGAAAAAGUCUUCGGUGAACCAGGAAAAUGGUUGAUUGUGAUUGUUGUACAAGUUAUAAAAGCCGCUUUACGACUUGUUUUACUGUUCAGCUACAAGUCAGGCAUACAGAGGGCUCCUUUGAUCCCUCCGCUAGAUCGAAAAUCAGUAUUUCCAGAAAAACAAGAUGGUGAGAAUGAAAUAAAAACCCCGGAAGAAGAAAAGAAACCCAAAGAACCUCAAAGCCCUGUCUGGAAAGGAACAAGAACAGGGAGACCAAUGAGAAAGCUUGUUGCCACGCCCAAUGAUGGGUUCCGAUCUUGGGAGUUACCACCAUCCCCGAAGGAUGAUCAUGUGGAAAUUGGACCUUCAUCUCCUACUGAACUGUCCACCAAGCGACUUGUAGCUGAGACAUUGCACAUUACACGCCCUCUUCUUCACUUAUCCAGCAUGUUUGUAUUUGGUCAGAAUUCCUGGAAGCCGUGGUUGCUAGCCUAUGGUACUGAUGUGAUGUCUCUUUGCCUUCAUCGUAAUAUCAAGGAGCUGAACACCAAAGAGCAGUCAGAGAUGUCUAGAAGGACUUUGCUCUUGCCAUUUUAUUUACUAAGAUCACCAUUCUAUGACAAGUACUCCAAAGCUAAGAUUAUCAAUAUGCUGAGGUUUUUGAGUAACCAUAUUCCAGGUAUGUCUAUAUUGGUUGCACCAAUGCUGGACUACCUUCCAACAUGGCAGAGGAUUUAUUUCUACAACUGGACAUCUUAGGCUGAACCAUGGCCAGGGAGGUUUGGAGUGGUAUGUAAAGAAAACACCAACUUCAUUUUGCAGAGAAUGACUGAACCCCCUUUUACUUCCUAACACAAGCUAGCGACAGCAAUGCUUAACAGCCUUUGUCAGCCACCAUUUGCAAUAAUUUCGAUUGAAUUUGGUAAACAAAGUAUUAAACUUUUUUUAAACUUUUUUAGUCUGUCAUUUUUUUAUUUUAGCACAGUACUGUAUAUGCCUCAAUAUUCUAUUUCAAAUGAAAACAAUAACAAAGAUGUUGCUGACAAGUGAUCAGUAAUCCAUUAUUGUCAGGUCAGAAAUUGACAAGAAAGAUACCAUAAAUGCUAGUUUUAGCAAUCUUUAAGACUGAUCUAGAAAUACUUCUUAUUGACCAAGUUUGUGGGCACUACAGAUACUUAUGGACUCAAGAGAUUUUUGGCCUAAGUGCCAAAUUCAAGGCUUCAUAUGUUCUUGUACGUCCUUAGCAAACAAGGUCAAUAAAAUACCCACCCCAGGGCUACUCCCUAUAUAUCCAUCGGACAGGGAUCAUCGUCGUAUCUUAUAUGGUGUAAGUUUGGAGCCUUGGGUAUCUUUUAGGGGUGAAAAUGAGAAUGCCCAAAUUUUUCUUUAACUCAGUAUAUUUUAGGGUGAUUUUAUAGCCAUUGCUCAUCUAACUUGUAGCUCAUGAAAGAGCUUUAAAACGUGUCAAUCUUCCAUUAGAGUCAGUUUUACAGUAAAUGAGCGUUUUUAUUACAAAUUAUUUACGUUUGUUUGAGGUAUCUUUUAGUGGGUAAAUUCAUGCCUAACCAUGCCCACUUUAGUAUCUUUUAGGUUUGAAAUAUAUAACCAGACCACACCCACAUUAGUAUCUUGUAGGUUUAAAAUAUAUAACCAGACCACACCCACUUUAGUAUCUUUUAGGGGUGUUUUCAAAGGUCCAGACGAUGAUCCCCGUCUGUUUGAUAUCAGAGUACUCCCCCCCCUGGGAUAUCAAUUAGUGUUUUGAGAGAGUUUUUUUUUUUUUUUUUUUUACAAUUGUUACAUUGUAAACUCAGGUUGGUUUUGCAGAGUACAGCUUGCUAAUGAAGAAAUGAGAGUGUGCAUAACAUUGUAAAUAUAUAUCACUUGCAGUCUCAGAACUUAUUUUAACCACAACUGCCUUUGUGGGAAUAAGACAACUUCAUUCAGAGCUAAUGUGUAACAGCUAUAUUUCUAUAACAGUUUUAGUUGUUGGAGUGGGUCAUCUUUAGAUUAAUAAAAGCUCUGCAUUGGGGAUUGUUUCUAUGCUGAAAGAACAAAAGCUUACCAAGUAACAAGUAAUGAAACAAACAAGCCUUCUUGAUUUAAAUAAAUGUAGUUUAAUAAUAAAAACCAUGAACAAGC